AUGGAUGACUCAAAGACUCCUCCACCACCUCCUAAAAGUAUCCCUGUGUUAAGAGCUUUUGUCCGUUAAGUUUGCAAUUAAAACUAAGCGAAUUAGAAAGAAUUAGCACAGAUUAGAAUCAAGAAAGCCAAAUUGUGUUUAAGUACUCAGAUGCGUAGUAGGUGUGUAUUCUGGGCUCUGCAGGCCUCGGCCUUUUCACGUUUUGCUUUCUUGAUACCAAGAAUCGCACAAACGAAGUUUUUUUAAUCAUUUGCACCAUGAGAUCUUUCAAUUUACGGUUGAUGAUUCUAUCAACUUCAUAGAAGCUCAUACCUCUUUAACAUUUCAAUAAAACGCCAACCUAAAUCUUAUUACAUUAUAAACCGCUUUGUCAUCUCGAGAGACUUUGCUUUUCUAUUCUUUUUAUAGGACAGAGCGUGUCAGAAAAGACAAAAGGACUGAUUGCAUUUUGAAUCCACAACGAGUCCCUGUGUCACUCACAAAAUUGACCAGGCGAACAGGAAAUAAAUCAAUCUUGAAAACAGCAUGAAACUAAUAAAAGUACAAAUGUUCACUUCCUGAGAAGCAACAGGUGGCUCUAUAACUUCUCAUUGUAUAUUCGCGGGUCUUAGGUAAUACUUUUCUUGCGGGAGACGGCACGCCAUUUAGGAAAUGCAGGGCAUUUGAUAAUCAUGCAUUUCGCCGUGGGAGGUCAUUUUCGCCGUUCGCAAUGUUCAUUUAUUUAUUCCCAGCUCAUACAAUAAGCUGAUAGAUUACUUUUUUAAUACACAAGCGGAUACAUUACCCGAGAAAACGAACGUCUCGCGCAUCAAUGGAAUCCACUUUGUUCGCUUAACAACGACGAAGGUGCUCCGGGUAAGCCCUCAUAAAUGUUCUGUUUAUCACAGUAAAUGACCUUUAGGCGCCGAAAGGCAGAACAUUGUACUCUGUUAUUAGUUUCCUUCUAAUACACAUUCCAAUUUUCAUAGUUAUCAAAGCGGUGAAACAAAAUGGCAUCUCUAAUACUCCCUCCUCAGUGGAUGGACAUGGGCUCUAAACGACUUUGCUCUUCAAUGGCAGAGUUGUUUCUCAGUGUGAUUGAAGCACAAAAACAAAGAGUAACCUAGGAGGGGUGCUAGCAAAGAUUCAUGUGUGAAUAAAUAAGGAACAUUUGAACGUAAAAGUCAGAGUGCCAAGCACACUCAAAAGAAAACAAGCAUACGCUUUUUUGAAGGCCCUAUCGCGACGUGCAAAUUUCCUGCUCAGCGGAAAUCAGUCAGUAACAACUAUAAAGCUUCUAAUGAUGUGACACGAAAAUAACGAAACUAUUUAAUUUCCACUGCUGGUACCCUUAAAAUAAAUUUUGAUGAUCACAUUUUCAUGAAUAGUGUCAACUGACAUAGCGUUAAGCGAGAAAGCACUUUUGAUCUUGGCGAAACAAAGUUAAACUUUGCGGAAAUUUUCAUUCUUGACUGCCUUCAACUAUUCGUUUAGCGCGACACACUCGUCUUCUUUUUGUCUCAAUUGAGACGUGAUUAGCCCGUAGUUAAGCAACUCGCAUUUGACUACUUGAUUUCUAGAACCACUUUUGCCUGCUAGCUCGGGUCUCAUGAUAUCUUUACUACUUCAAUCGAUACUUUUACAAUAGCAAUAAGUUAAAGAGGGAAGACAUAAUUUUCGUUUUUAUGACUGGUAAGGCUUGUCGUAUAAUCUUGCCUAACCAUUUCCAAAACAGACAGUAUUCAUUAUGCUGAAGUGACGCAUUUCCUAUCAGAGAAGUACGAAAACUUCCAUGCACCUGAUGGCACCCAGUCUGCGAACAAAAAAAUGGCACUGACACGCAUAGUAUUGCAUGCCUGAGGGGUUGUUACUAUUUUUUAACGUGUUGAAAUGCCGCACGCGCUGGUAGACUACGAAAUAAUCACAAUAGUUGCAUGGUUAUUACACGCUAUAAUGAGCCAUCUUGUUAUCAUUUUCUGACACCAUGUCAUCUGCCUAGUUUCAGCCAAUUCUAGGGACGUUUUUCCAAAAGCAGAUGACCCCAUUUUUGCUAGAGGCAAACUUGAAUGAAUGAUGGGAUCCAAUUAGUUAAUAGUCCGAAUCACUUUUAAUAAUUUUUGACAAACAAAUUUACAUUUUGAAUUAACGAGCAAGAUGCCGAAAUGAGAUAAGCAUGGCGAAACAUAUGUUUCCUGUUUUUUUUUUUUUUUUUUUUUUUUGAGUGAUUGAAGGAUAGGACAGUUGCGUCUUUAACUAGAUUUAUUUCAUUUGAGGGUCCUUAAAUAUUGCUUGCCGCAUUUUUAUUCAAGAAGGCGUACAAAAACAAUUUCUAUGUCACGUCAAAAAGCUACUCAAUUACAAAGAGAAAGAAAGAAAAAAGCGCGAUUGUACUUGUGGUAACUUUGAAUGAAAAAUCUGUGCUUUAGAGAUAAGCACCCUAAACUCUGACAAUUCGCAAUGUUUCGUCGAAGGAUGCUUAGAAUUGUUGUUUGUAUUGCGGACCUACGUGUUUCUGUCCAGAGAUACUUUAACCACUUGACGGCAUUACGAAGCUUGUGUUAGGCAAAAAAAACAAACAAACAAACAAACAGAAUAGAGAAGCAAGCACAUUUUUUGAAUGAAAUUAUUUCACUAAAUAACACAAGUUUCUGGUUUUUUUAGUUGUUGUUUUGUUGUUGUUGUUGUCGUUGUUUUUUGUUUUCUUUUUUCGAAUUUUUCUGUGGACUCAAGACUCAAAAUCUUGUUCCACAAGCAAAUAGUUACUUGUAGGCCUUAUUUGCACUAACCAUGAUUAUACUAAUAACAAAUUUCCGCGGAAAGUAGUUCAGAAAUUGUAUGAAACGCAAUUUUGGACCGGCCAGUCACUGUGUAAGAUGGUGGCGUACUAUCACUGGAUGCCAGCCUCUAUACACACACAAAAUGAAACUGUGUACAAAAAAUAAUUAAAUCAUUAGAUGAAAUAAAAAUAAACUAUUAACAAAAGAUUUAAAAGGUCGGCCCUUUUAACCAAGUGCUUUGCUUUGAUAAGCCCGGAUCUUUCAACGUGACUUCGUCAUUCGGCAUUUUUAUAAGUACCUUUAUGUUUUCUUAUUCUCCAAGAGUAAUACCCCCAAAUUCUUCUGAUAUAUGUUAUAUGAGUAAAAUAGAAAAUAUAUUUUAAAAAGCUCAGCUAAAGCAUUGAGAGCAUACAGCCAUUCCAACGAGCACACAAUAUGUUUAAAGUGAGACAAAGUUAAUAUUAUUGUCAGAAUCUCCGCGCGAGUGGUGGAAUGUGAUUGCGUCUCCGUGUUGCCGGAAUGUACCGCCUCUAAUUGGAUGAAGCACUUUGCGGGUUGUUACUUCUCAUGGUUACUAUUUUUAACAUUAUCUUGCGAUGGGGCGUUUCUACAUAUACGUACCGUGACCGUAACUGAAAGCUUAUUAUAUGCCAUUACUGGUAGGGAAUUAGCAAAUUCAACAAAGCACAAGAACAUUGGGCAAGAUUAAAAAUUUGUUUGCGGUUUAUAUCAGUAUUUUUCCAAUAUAGAAAGAUUAGUUAACAGGGUAAACAAAGCAAAGGAAUAUUCAGAAAGAUUGACUUCCUCUCAUUGGUAUAAUAGUCAGAUGAUACAAAGGUUAGAAUGUUGUGGUUGAUUUAUGGGAAAAUAACCUAAAUAUAAUCACCAUAAAUAGUGCUUGUACUAAAAAAACAACAACAAUAACAACAAACAAUUGGGUAGUACAGUACAUUAGAAGUACAGUACAUUAUAAUAAAUUUCAUUAAAAAAAAAAAAAAGCUGGGAACCCAAAAAGGAGUUUGUUAUCAGUCUUAGUGUUUUUGGUUAACUCAUAAUUAAUCAAAUUAUAUUCAGGUUUGUUAAAUCGUGACGGAAUACAUAAAAGGCUACCUGACCUUGGCUAUAACCCCGAAUAACCGGACUGCUGGAAAUCAAUCAUUUUAAGUAGUGUAUGGAAUAUAGCGUCAUAACACCCUCGGCGUGCUAUUAUCCAUGUAAAUUCUUCAGCGGAAUAAUUGUGAGUCUUACACUGUGCCAUUAACUCCCGCUUGGACAGCUCAUCGGAAAGUCAUUAACUGUGUUUUGUACCACGCAAGGAAAUUAUCGGGAUAAUCUAAGCUUGCUUGCCAACGUAUAAUUUGGUUACUUCUACAGAGCGCAAAAUUGGACAAGUGUUUUUUAGACUCCCUGCUGGUUAGCAGUGUAAAAAAAUCACGCAUGGGUGAGUUGUAGCUUUUGCAGAAAAACGGUUAGGUAGAUGUCGGUGCGUUGUUCUCAUUAUCUGAAGUUUACUAUCCGUUACUAGCUGAAGUGCAUGUAGUUGAAGAUAAAAGGGCAAAAACUAGUCUCAACUGCAGCGUAUUGUAGAACUCUACAAGAAUUGGAACGCAUGAGUUCGCCGACUCUGCCCACUGAAUCAGAAUAGCCCACUUAAAUGCACUAGUUACAAACACAAUCACGAAUCUUCCUCUAGUUUCUGAGGCGUGCGCUUUAUAUUAAUUUAUCCAUUUAUCCAUUUUAUUAUUAUCAUUAUUUUUUUUUUUGACGUUGUGUGAUGCACUAGUUUAAACUCGAUCUUUCACCAAAACCACGAAAGACUGAUUUGAGAGUGAGAAUCUCAAAGCCGAGUGAUUUGAAAUGCAUUAUAUGGUUAAUUAUAGUAAGCUGGAACUUUCGAGACUGUCACAAUUCUGUUGAAUUCAUUAACAUCAACUUCUACCCAGCCCAAGCCGUGCCGCAAUAUUGGAAAUGCAAUCGGGAACUGAAACUACACAAAGACAGACUUAGAAUGACUCAUUCUAUCACAGUAUAUAGAAUAGAUCGGACCAGCAAAAGAAUUCCUUAUUAUGGCAAACAUGAUCCAUUUAACCUAACUUUGGCGCUUUUAUAUUUAGAAAGACAGACUCAUAUUAAGCCAAACUGCUCGAUCUGUUAUCUUGAUAUCUUUUUGCGGUCGUUCUAACGCCCAAGGCGAUAACUGCUCGUCAAACAAUAUCGUUGACCGAAACUUCCGUGAUUUAGAUUUGAGAGCUGCACAUGGAUUUCGAACAUAUUUUAUCAGCAGAAGGAAGCAUGUUUGAGAGUUAAGAAGCUGUAGCAGAUCAUAGGCGCUAUCAUAACUAAAGUUCUUUACUCAGAGAUCGAAAGUCACGAGCGGAAACAUACCUUGGUUUGAAAUUCUGUGCGCCAUAGGUCACUAUCUCUCGUCACUCUAAACGAGUUCUGACUGUCAAAAAAAGAAGCACGCCACAUGUCAUGUCAUUAUAAUUGUGAUGGUGGUGAGGAGGGUGGAAAAUAGGGUUUUCUGAAUUAGGAGAAUAUAGUAGGUGGAGUAAGCUUGGGCGGCCGCCUUCCAAGUGUUCCUGACGGCGACGACGACUGCGGCGGCGGCGAUGAUGAUACUGAUGAUUAUGAUGACCAUGAUGAUGAUGAUGAUGAUGAUGAUGAUGAUGAUGAUGAUGAUGAUGAUGAUAAGGAUGAGGAUGAUGAACAUAAUAAUAAUGAUGGCGACAAACGUGGACAUGAAUAA
Messenger RNA from Porites lobata, 5505 nucleotides. The record is from the annotation of a GenBank genome assembly. NCBI's taxonomy places the organism in Eukaryota, Metazoa, Cnidaria, Anthozoa, Scleractinia, Poritidae.